This is a messenger RNA of Cataglyphis hispanica, 1086 nucleotides long. RefSeq lists its product as uncharacterized. Lineage: Eukaryota; Metazoa; Arthropoda; Insecta; Hymenoptera; Formicidae. The record is from RefSeq and is a predicted model, not a curated record. The transcript is spliced from 4 exons. Bases 1 to 1086 code for a protein of 361 amino acids.
AUGGCUGGCAGCAAGAGUAUUCGUGAGCGCGAAAAGAUUGCGAGGAAAAUUGCAAAAACGAGCGAAUCGAUUCGCAAGAAACAUCGCGCUUUGAAAACCGGUAAAAUCGAAGAGGCUAUCUUCGAUCGUGGUAAAGAACGAAGUAACAUCGAUGCGGAAAUCGAACCGUUAAUCAUCCAGAAGCGUGAGAAGGAUGCGACACUGAAAAAGAGAGAAAAACAAUCUGAUGUCUGGUCGAAUCACUCAGCGACACCGCAUAAAUCAAAACGAUUGGACGCUCCACUGGAUGAACCGCCGAUAACCACUACACCGUCCGCAACAAUGGAAAUCGUACCUACGAUGCCCGAAUUACUUGCUCGCGAGGAUGUUUUCCAAACUACCGAUGACUCGCUCAUAACGUUCUUGAUCAUCAAGAGAACCCCUGAUGAAAUCAUCUAUACAGAUGAUGAUAAGCAAACGUACAAGAGCAUGCUGUUGGCAACGAGCGCGCAUAAAGACAAUCACGAUGCGCAUGGUCAAAUACGGGGCAACAGAGGAUACAAGUACAAAGAAAUAAUCGCACCGUUGAUGUCGAUCAAACCGAAAAAGAAAAAAUCUGGAAAAGGAGCAUCAGUCAUCGAACGAUUCAAUCAUACUCUGAAAGACGCUAUGUGGAAGAUGUUUACGCUCAACGGAUCUUACAAAUGGAUAGAUGAGUUGCCGCGACUCGUGUCGGAUUACAAUGCGCGCAAGCAUCGAAUGAUCAUACGACCCAUCGAUGUUACCCCCGCGAUCACCGAAAGACUCUUAGCUACGGUAUAUAGCGCGAUAAAGAUAGCGGGUCUAGUAAAGUUCAAAAUAGGUGACUCAGUACGCGUUAGCAAAUACAAGACGAUUUUCGAGGAAGGUUAUGCACCGAAUUGGACCACUGAGGUGUUUAAGAUCUUUAAAGUGCAGCGUACUAAUCCUGUAACUUAUCUAUUUGAGGACUAUCGCGGAAAAUCCAUCGCUGGAGCAUUCUACGAGUAUGAAUUGCGUCGCGCGAAUUAUCCGGAUGUAUACCUCGUGGAGAAAGUACUGCGCAGAAGGGUGACGAGAUUUACAUAA